Messenger RNA from Stegostoma tigrinum, 1987 nucleotides. It is a transcript of the gene asl, whose product is annotated as argininosuccinate lyase. Lineage: Eukaryota; Metazoa; Chordata; Chondrichthyes; Orectolobiformes; Stegostomatidae. Bases 242 to 1642 code for a protein of 466 amino acids. The record is from RefSeq and is a predicted model, not a curated record. Gene Ontology annotation, cellular component: cytosol. Gene Ontology annotation, molecular function: argininosuccinate lyase activity. The transcript has 16 exons.
UGGGAGUUUCUGGGCUGAAACCGAUCAGAAUUGCAAUGAGAAGUCUCACAUUGGGUGUUUCACAGAGCGCUGUAGCGCGUCUGAAGAUCGGUGUGCAGAGCUAACUGAGCAUUUUGGGGGCUGUGUAAACACUGACACUUGUUUAUCCUACAGACGGAUCGAACAUAUAACCUCCAGUUGCUUUUUAAAAGCUUUGACUUAACCUGAGCUGUUCCUACCGUGCUGAGUCCUUGUGUUCGAAAUGGCCAGUUCAAAGGAAACUAAGCUAUGGGGUGGAAGAUUUGUUGGAAACGUUGAUCCAAUUAUGGAAAAGUUUAAUUCCUCCAUAUCUUACGAUAAGCGAAUGUGGGCUGAAGAUAUUAAAGGCAGCAAAGCGUAUGUCAAGGCUUUAGAAAAAGCUGGACUGGUAACAAAAACAGAAAUGGAUCAAAUUCUAAACGGGAUGGACAAGAUUUAUGAAGAAUGGCUAAAUGGAACUUUCCAGAUUAGAGAGGGAGAUGAGGACAUUCAUACAGCUCAUGAACGAAGACUAAAGGAAUUGAUUGGAGAAGCUGGAGGAAAACUGCAUACUGGUCGAAGCAGGAAUGAUCAGGUUGUAACUGAUAUGAGAUUAUGGCUACGAGAUAAUAUCUCAGUUCUGAUGGAUCACUUGCUGCAGUUGAUUAAAACGAUGGUUGAAAGGGCGGCUGUGGAAAUUGAUAGCCUGUUUCCUGGAUACACUCAUAUGCAAAGAGCACAGCCAAUUCGUUGGAGUCACUGGAUUCUGAGUCAUGCCGUUGCCUUGUCUCGUGAUGCUGAGAGACUUGAUGAAAUUAGGAAAAGAAUCAAUGUCCUGCCAUUGGGAAGUGGUGCUAUUGCUGGAAACCCAUUUCAGAUUGAUAGAGAAUUCCUUUCGAAGGAAUUGCAGUUUGAUGCCAUCAGUUUGAACAGCAUGGACGCAACCAGUGGCCGGGACUUUGUUAGUGAGAUUCUGUUCUGGUGCACCCUGUGUCUGAUACACUUGAGCAAAGUAUCUGAGGAUCUCAUCAUUUACAGUACUAAGGAAUUUGGAUUCAUAAGCUUGUCUGAUGCCUAUAGCACUGGGAGUAGCCUAAUGCCCCAGAAGAAGAAUGCAGACAGUUUGGAACUGAUUCGAGGAAAGGCAGGACGUGUUUUUGGGCGAUGCUCUGGAUUUUUAAUGAGUUUUAAAGGUCUGCCAAGCACAUACAAUAAGGAUUUGCAGGAAGACAAGGAGGCAAUGUUUGAUGCUGUUGACACUGUCACUGCAGUAUUGCAAGUGGCAACAGGUGUAUUCUCCACACUAACGGUUCACGAAGAUGCCAUGAGGAAGGCUUUGAGCUCUGACAUGCUAGCUACUGAUUUGGCCUAUUACUUGGUUCGAAAGAAAAUGCCAUUUAGAGAUGCUCACAGUGCUUCUGGAAGAGCUGUACAUUUGGCAGAAAAGAAAGGUAUUGAAGUAAAAGAUCUGUCCUUGGAUGAUUUGAAGACCAUUAGCCCUCUGUUUGACACUGAUGUGUCAAAGGUAUGGAAUUACGAAAACAGCGUGGAACAGUACACAGCAGCUGGAGGCACUGCACGCAGUAGUGUGACUUCGCAGAUUGAGCAACUGAGAGCGUGGCUAAAAAGAAGACAGAGCACUUAGGUUGUCUGCUCGUGUUAAUGCCAGCAGUAGAUAACUCAAACAUGCAAGAAAUUUGUAUUGGACGUACGUCAAAUAUUUCUAACAAUUAACUACGGACAAAGUUUUCUAUUGAAGGAAAAACUUUGGCUAAAAAGCAGAUGCUUUUGAUUAAGACAAAAUUGGACUGGCAAGUUGCUGUGAUGUUGGUGUCACAUUGAAUAUUGAUGAUUGACAGUAGAUUAAGCUGAAAUCUAUACUCAAAUUGUGUAAUGGUUACAUUUAUAAAGACUAGACUAUGGUACUGUAUUCAUAAUUGAUCUCUAAGAUAAAAGCUUUAUCAAAAUAAAUCUUGUUGGAAUAGUCUGA